AUGUGUAUCGCAGCGACGACUGCACCAACGGCGAGGCGUCGAACUUCGCUCCUGUACGAGCAACACAAAAGGAAAGCAAAAUUUAGAUGGAACGUUGUCAAGCUUUUGUUCGCUCUGCUCGUAGUUUGGUACGUAAAGUGGACGACAAAGACGGUACUUGAAGGAACAGACGGGACGUACGGAGAAAUGGACGAAGAUAUAUCGGCGGCGUCUUCGCAUCGGAGGAAAAACCAUCCGGUAUCUUUGCAAAAAGCAAACGAAGAUUAUGCUAGUAACGAUGAUUACUCCUCCUCCUCCUCCCACGACAAAAAUACGCAGACUACAGACUACGACGGCGCGACUAGCGAACAACAACAACAACACCAACAACACAGAACACAAAACCAACAGAAAAGCUCGAGCGUUCCAGAUGCAUUGCCUGCUGUGCGAACUAUUCCGAGACUGAUAUGCGGCGCGCAUAAUCAACCAUGCGCGCACGGAACGUGCAACGAUGACGAAACCAUGUGCACGUGCUCGAAAAUAUACGUAGGCGACUUGUGCGAUAGUCCAAUCAAACUAUCCGGGAAGAAACUCGGCGGCUCGCUCUUGCAAAGUUGGAACCUACCUUACACCGGUCCAAUCAUCAUGUCGAAAUAUAACUUGGGCAAGCAUAUGAAUACGAGGAAAACGGGCGUAUUGCAAUUGGAUUUACCAAACGAAGUUCCUAGAUUUUUAGGCCCGAUUGGUCCACCUUUGCUGAAAAUAUUACCAAGCGAUGAUAUCUUUAGAGGCAACCGGCUCUUUUUUCCAACGUGCGCCGUAAUCGGCAACUCUGGGUCCAUGAAAUCGCGCGUAAAUAGAAAUCGCGCGGCGGAGAUUGACGCGCAUACCGUCGUCAUAAGAUUCAACGACGCGAAGACAGACUCGAAUUACGGCGACAUCGUGGGAAGGAAAACGUCGAUGCGUGUGGUGAACGCAAAGCAUUUUGGGUUUCGCGAGACGGAAGAUGAAUUUGUCGUGCAGCAAAUGCGUUCUCCGCAAGCGUUUCGGUCGUUCAUGGGCGAGCACAGAAGGAACCCGGGAACGCCUUUAUACUCUUUACAUCCCGAUUUUGCAUCGUACGUGAUUAAAUCGUUCCCGAAAAUUCAAACGAGCGUUGGCUUUCAAGGGGUUUUGAUGGCGUUGAUGUCGUGCGGGACAGUGAACGUGUACGGAUUUUCUCUCGGACCGAACGAAGGCUUUUCGCAAUCGUAUUACAGACCAGAUUCGGACGAAGAUCUCGACGCCGACGAUGAUAGCAGUAGAAAUGCCGAAGUUCAAAUGCUUCGUAAACGAGAACAAACCGAGUGGAAGGCUUUGAGCGCGAUGAACGGGGCAGGGCUGAUUACGUUUCGCGAUAAGUGCGUUGAGAACUGUCAUGUGAGUCGAUCGCGUUGUGGUCAAUGCAUGAAAAAACAAGAAAAGGUGAUCACGGGUGAAGUAGACGACGUCGACGAUGGUGACGAGAAUAGCGGUAGCAAUGAUGACGAGGAUGGUAGUAGCGAAAACGAUGUGCGAGCGGAAGAAGAAGCGUGA
Bathycoccus prasinos is the source of this 1554-nucleotide messenger RNA. RefSeq lists its product with no specific name. The record is from RefSeq and is a predicted model, not a curated record. The transcript has a single exon. Bases 1 to 1554 code for a protein of 517 amino acids. Lineage: Eukaryota; Viridiplantae; Chlorophyta; Mamiellophyceae; Mamiellales; Bathycoccaceae. Gene Ontology annotation, molecular function: sialyltransferase activity.